Molecule: messenger RNA, 4793 nt
Organism: Linum trigynum
Lineage: Eukaryota; Viridiplantae; Streptophyta; Magnoliopsida; Malpighiales; Linaceae
Source: the annotation of a GenBank genome assembly
GUACUUGUUUUCCUUGUUUAGGGUCGGAAUAGAAGGAUUUGUAUUUGUAAAAAAAAAGAAGUAAAUAUGUGUUGCUAAUAUUGUUAAUGCUAGUUCUCUUUACAUAUAGAUGUUAAAAACAAAGGCCUGUGUGUUGUUAAUUAGGAAAAAUGCGACAAAUAUAUGUAAAUGACUAACUAUGUUGAGUUUGUAAGAUGAGGUACGAAACUCGCUUAAAGUGAGGGUUUUAAUGAUUAUUCCGCCUCCUGCUACUGCUAGUAGGCUCCUCCCAAAGACCCUUUGUCACCUUGGUCAAACUCACGUACUAAGGAAUAGUUCCUAGUUUCUCUUGUUAGGUUCAACCUAUCAUGCAUAUGUUUGUAAAUUUACUUUUGCAUGACUAUUGUAUUGUUUUUUUUCCAUUUUAGUAACAUUAGUAUAUGUCACUAAUAUUUGUUAUAUAUAAUAUAUAUUUGGUGGCACAUAUAUUUGCUUGCAUUUGCAUAGUAGGUCUUUGGUUAUAACUAUAUAUACCUUUAAAUAAAUAAUAAUUUUAUGUCAAAUUAAAUAAUCUUUACAUGGUAAUUACGAUGCAUUUUUUAAUAGGCAAGUUUUGAACAUGAUUCGACGAUCUCAUGACAAGAUUUCUUGUCUAAAAUGUUAGAUUGGAAAUAGUAGAAUUAAUUCAUAAAAAAAUAGUAGAAUUAACAUUUGUAUAUUAUUAUCUUUAAGAGUUACAUGAAAUUACAAAUACGUCGCACGUCUAAGAUAGGAUAAAUAAUUCACAUUUUGGUGAGAUUUAGUAUAUAUAGUUUAUUUAAUGUAUAAUCCAUGUAUUUUCUACAUUUUUCAAAUCAUGGACCCUUAAAACUAACACAUUCUUACUAUACACAUAAUCUUAACACACGCAUUCUUGUAAUACAUCAUUUUCGUAUUCAAAGGUUGCAAACGACCCCGUAUCUGAAAUCACAAAUCGAUUUAAUUCAAAAAGUGUCAUUGUUUCUUUAAUUAUAUGCAUGAAGGUGAACCGUUGGAUAUAGAUGUAUAGAAUUAUAUAGGCUUACUUUCCUACGAAACCCGGGGCAGAGCUACAAUCUAGGGUGGGCCCCAACUGCGGGGAUUGGUCUCGACUCCUAGGUUAUUAAGGAUAUUUAGUAUAGAUUUUAUAAGUAGAACUUGUUCUGUAAAUUUUAUCAUGAAAUAGUUAUGUAAUCUAAUGGUAGUCAAAUUUAACUUGUGUCUUAAAGUACACGGGUUUGAUCAGGGGCGGACCUAGGUUGAUCAAUUUUAGAACAAAAUUUCUUUGUAAAGUUUUGAUUUAUUAAUGGUGGUAUUUGAACUCAAGACUAUUUGGCAAUCCUUGUUAAUUUUGUUUCAUUGUUGAACAGUGAACACCCUCAAUGUAAUUCUUGGGUUCGCCACUGGGUUUGAUCCAUAUUGGUUACAUAAUUUUUUUUAAAUUAUUUUUGACUCUCGAUCUCGAAAUCAUGGCUCCGUCCUUGUAGGAAACAAAUAUAUUAGUGUAAAAGGGUUAUCAUUGCUUAUGAAGGUAAACUUUUGAUUUAGAUGUAUAGAUUUCUAUAAAUGUCUUUUGUUUUUUUUAUUGCGAUUUCUUCAGAUGUCUUACUUUCUUGACAAACAAAUAUAUUAAUACAAAGAGUACGUGGGGUGUGAAUAAUUGAAGUAUUUAAGGUUUCUGGGUGAAGUAGCUACGUAAGCCGUACAGCUACGUAAUGCAGCUUUGCUUCCAGUUUAGCUCUCGUGUGCUCUGUUCUUUCACAAAGUCAGCUCUUUAGUAUUAGAGAUGAACCAAAUCGCAUAUAGAGAUGUAGGUAGAGUUCGCAAAUGAUUUGUAUCUAUAAAUUGUUCAAUUGAAUUGAUUUGUAUCAUACGGAUUGGAUUGUUGGAUCCAUAGAUUAUAUGGAUUAGAUCAAAUGGAUUAGUGAGUUCAUGUAUUGGAUCAAAUGAAUUGGUGGAUUGGACCAUAGAUCCAAGUGGCAUAUAGAUAUUGGACUAAUUUGUAAAAUUAAAAAAAGUUUGGUACUAAAAUGUCAUAAUAAAAAGUUUAGGUAAAAAAUGUAAUUUCCAAUGAUAAUUUAUUUAUAAAAAAUAAAUUCUAGGUGCCAAAUUGUAAAAUAUAUAUGUACUAAAUAUAAUCUGCCAACAAUCUAUGAAUCUACAAUCCAAUUGGAUUUGGAUCAAAUGGAUUGUAUUAGUUGGAUAUUUAAAUGGAUGGAUUGAAUUGAAAAUUGCCACCUCUACAUGUAACUUGAUGAGCAAAGAAACUUGUAUUCGGCCCAACAUGUGGCAUAAUCAACAGUGACCCAAAUAUCUAAUUUAUACGUGACCCAAUCAACCCGCAACCUGAUUGUUUCGUACCAUACCUCAAUUGUCUAGUAAUGCAACGAACACUUCACGGAAUAAGAACACACGAACCUGCCACUUCAAACACUCGAGGAAUUCCGACAAUUGAGAGUAUCAAGAGAAUCGUGGGGACCAAACAGUGCAUUCGGUCUCGCUGUGAUUCGGUUUGGUUCAGCCCAAAUGUCAAUUUGGUCCAUUUAUUUUCCGCAUUUAUAAAAUUUAUAAGAUCAAAUAUCGAACCAUAUUAUAUUUGAUUCGGUGUGCUAGGAUCCAAACAUCAGUUUGAUCCGGUACAGACCAACUCAUUGCACACGACGCUCAUCUGCAGCUACAAGUCUACAACGCCAUGGUGGUUCUGGGCCUGAGUUCAGGUCCUUAAGGCCUAAUCCUUAAGGAGAAACUUAAAUGAAUUCUAUUGGUUGCUGGGUUUUUAGUUAGUUGUAGGAAGUUAUAUGUUAAUUAGUUAAUAAGGGUAUUUAGGGGAUUUUAAUUAAUAUUAAAAUUAUAAUAUUAACCCUAAUAAUCAGUUUAUCCACGUGUUGGCCAAUUUACCCAACCCUAAUUAGUAUUGAAAUUCCAUCUUUUGUUCCUCCCUUCCCGAUUACGACACUAAGUAUCUUCGUUCGACGUCGACGCUCCCGGUUUCUGCAAGGACCUCUUCUUCCCCACUCAUGCUAUGCCGGUUGCUUUGCUGGACGUCGGCAGGGCUUAUGGACCUCCUCUUCUCCGUUCCUGCUACGUCGGCUGCUUCGUUGGAUCGGCCGGAGCUGCGGAGGCCUUCUUGAAGACCCACAACGUCAACUUCUUCCAAAGGCCUUCCGCCCACUCCGUCGACAUCCUCGCCUACGGCUGCACCGACAUCGUGUUCGCCCCCUACGGCGACUACUGGCGCCAGCUCCGCAAGAUAUGCAACGUCGACCUACAUUAUUAACAUUGUUCCACUUUCUGCAUUUUAACAAAAAAACUAUUUUCAAUAAUAUUAAGCUACAUUAUUAACAUUUUAAGUCUCGCUAUUAUCAUUUUAACCUCUGGUAUUAACAUUUUAACUUAUGUUAGUAACAUUAUAAUAAAUUAUUAGCUAUACUUUCAAUAGUAUAAAUCUAUAUUAUUAACAUUUUAACUUUCCUUAUAUAAAGAUGGUUUCAUUAUAACUUACGUUAUUAAUAAUUUAAACUGCGCCAUUAUCAUUUUGGCACAUGUUAUUAACAUUUUAACCCACAUAAUUAAAAAAGAGCUUUUUAUUUUAACCUACACGUUAUUAACAUUUUAAGCUAUGUUAUUAUCAUUUUACUUUUAGCCAACGUUAUUAACAUUUGGUUCUCACUCUAACUCUCAUUACUAACAUUUUAACAUUCGUUGCCUAUCUUUUCCCUUACAUUAUUAACAUUUUAACCUACGUUAUUAUCAUAUUAACCCACAUUAUUAACACUUUAACAAAUUAUUGUUACACUUUCAACAUGCAUUAAACUACAUUAUUCACAUUACAAAUUCUUUCCAUUUUAUUCUAUGUUAUUAACAUUUUAAGAUACAUUAUUAUCAUUUUAACCAAAGUUAUUAACUUGUCAUUCUAACUUACAUUAUUAACAUUCGUUAUCUAUAUUUACCCUUACGUUCGUAACAUUAUAAGAAACGCUAUUAUCAUCAUCAUCACCCAUCACGCCGAGCAUGGGAAGCUGGUGGCGACGUCGACGGGAAUCUGACGAGAAGAUGAUCGCGACGGGGAAACGACGACGACCAGGCAACCGUGACGGCGGGUUUGCAGACGGAACGACGACGUGAUCGUGACUUGACGACGACGAUAUUGCAAACGAGGAAACCAAAACUAAUACAGCCGUGAUUUGACAACGACGAGAUUGCAGACGAGGAAACCUAAACUGACGCAGCCGUGACUUGACGACGACAUGACCCAGCCGUGAUGCAGUGGCUCCGAGGUCGGGAUUGCACCCGGAACGCGAUGGCUAGCCGGCGACGGGUUUGCAGCCGUUUUAGGGUUCGGAGGAGGCCGAUUUUUUCGAUAUUAAUUUUCAAAUCAAUAGUGAGGUAUCACAAACAUGGUUUCUGCCAUUUUCCAUUUCAAUUAUUAAUCACAUUAAAUUUUUAUUAUAUUCCAGUUUUACCCUUUUAGGUAGUUAACUAAUUAUUACUAAUAUUUUUCUCUCCCCUUCUCUUAUUGGCUGGAGAUGGUUUAAGAUCUUCCUUAAGGAUUAGACCUUAAGGACCUGAUCUGACCCGGUGGUUCCGCGGGCCAUGAAAAUCGAAUGGGCUACUAACUCUAUUAAUUUCGUUGGGUUUUGGGCCCAAGGUCACUAAUAUGAUCAUUUGUGAGAUGGCCAAAAGGAAACAGCCCAACAUUUUGCUUCGAACAUGAGAAGAAGAAAAGAAAUGGAAAAAAAAAGAAGGUUCGAGAAUCGAGGCUCGACCGUCCAAGAAAAUAAACAAUUUAUUCAUUU